Closterium sp. NIES-65 is the source of this 3603-nucleotide messenger RNA. The record is from the annotation of a GenBank genome assembly. NCBI's taxonomy places the organism in Eukaryota, Viridiplantae, Streptophyta, Zygnematophyceae, Desmidiales, Closteriaceae.
AUGGGGCGUUGUAGGGUAGCACGCAGCACAGCACAGCGGAUAAGCCCCUCCCUCUCACCCUUCGCUUCCCCAGCGAUAGUAACUGAGGGCCUCCUUCUACACGCCCCUCCCUCCCCAUUCCAUCCUUCCCAUUCCCAUCCCAGCGCCCCUGUUCACGCGCCCUUGUUCACGGUGCUGGUGGUCGUGUGGGUAGCAUGCGGCGCAGUGAUCGCGGCUUGGCUGCUGUGCAGUCGGCACAAGCAGUAUGAGCACCACAGGGAGGAAUCGCUGGGCGUGUGGUGCAAGGAGCGCGCCCUCAUGCUGCAGCAGCUCGUGCUGGCCCACGCGGUGCAGAUGCAGACUCUGGCGGGGCUGAUUUCGGUGAUGGGAACGCCAGGGCGGGCGAGCAAGUGGGACAUGGGCGGGUGUUUGAACGGCAGCAUGUGGGUCUCUUAUCUCACUCGCACCGCACAAACUCGCCCCGGAAACACGGGUGCGGUUGCGUGUGCGGUGGUACACGAUGCAGAGAGGGCGGACUUUGAGAAGCAGUAUGGCAGCAUCAGAGACAACACGCUGAUUGUCAGCGCCCGCCGCCCCAUCUACUGCGCCAAGGUCCUCGAGCUCACAACGCUGUGGGCCACCAACGGCCCCAGCAACAUCGACAUGUUUCAGCGAUUCUCCUGGGCCAUCCCGCUCGUGGAGGCGGGAAAACACUUCUAUACCUGGCCCUACCCCCUCGCCAACCCCCUCACCCAUGCCGGAUUCGACCCAUCAAAGUCCUUUGAGCUAUACGACAUCACCGACCCAGCCUCGCUCUUCGCCAUCGUCUCACCAGUCCCCCCCCACGCCUACUUCCGCCCCGACGACAAGCUCCCCUACAUGCACCCCUCCCCAGAGUCCGAAACCCGCCCCUGGGAGCAUCGAGCCGUGGUGCCUUUGGAGGAGAUGGGAGGGGGGGUGAGAAAGUACGAGGUCUGGUGCAGGCACACACAGCCUCCCAACACAUGGCAGCAGUGGGGCAUCCCCAUCCUCAUUGCCCUCUUCGCCCUCCUUCUCGUGGUGCUCGUGUUGGCGGCUGCAUACCUGCAGCGGAGCAAGUUCCUGCAGACCCAGCAGCAGACGGCAGAGGCGGAUAGGCUGAGACGGGAGGCAGAUGAAGCAGAGGCGUCAAAGAGCAUGUUUGUGGCGUGCAUGUCCCAUGAGCUGCGGACGCCCAUGGUUGGGAUUAUUGGCAUGCUCGAUGCUCUAGCAGACAUGGGCCUCAACUCCUCCCAGCUAGCAGACCUGCUAAUGGCCGGGGCAUCGGCAAGAGAUGCACUGCAUCUGGUCAACCACGUGUUGGACCUGGCGAAGCUGGAGGCAGGCAAGGCGGUGGUGGAUGAGACGGUGAUUGAUGUGCGGGAGUGGCUUCGUACAGUUUUGGACUGGCACGCGGAGGCAGCGAGUUCCAAAGGCAUUGAAUUGAGCGGCAUUGUGGGAGACGACUGCCCCACGCAUGUCAUUGUGGACCCCAUGCAUCUCGGAAGCAUGGUCAAGGAGAUCACAGGUGCGCUCGCGGUUGAGAGUGGUGAUGUGCGUUGGUGGGAUGAUAUGUCGCGUCUGAACUCCAUGCACCUCGGCACCAUGGGCAAGGAGACCACAGGUGAGGUGAGCCCCAGGCUGAGGCUCUGCGUGAGUGGUGGGUGGGUUGAUGGGGGCAGAAACCGCCCCACGCAUGCCAUUGUGGACCCUUUGCAUCUGGGCAGCAUGGUUAAGGAGAUCACACUCUCUCAUUCGUCAAUCUCCCGCCCUCUCUUCCCCCACAGCUUUCCCUUCCCACCUCUCCACCCGCACUGCCUCCACCUCUCCACCCGCACUCACUUCUCCGCUCCACGGUUCUAUGUAUAUCCCAGGCCCUUCAUUUUCACGGCCCUCAAAGCUCGUCUUUCUCUCUCCACGUUUUACCCGUCCACACCAGGCCUUUCGUCACCACGAGCGCCCACUGCUGCCACUGCCCAUGGGCUCUCCGCCUGGCUUUGUUCUACCUGGCGCUGGUUGCUCGAGGUGGUGAGGGGAGAGCCAGCGGCAUCAGCAGGAACAGCAGGCAGUGCCUGGGGGGAGGGCGGGCAUGAGAGGAAGCAUGGGAGUCAAGAGAGGAGGCCCACUCCAAAAGCAGGCAGGGGGCGUGGGAAAGGGCAUGGGAGUGGACAAGAGAGGGGUGGAGAGCGGUGCAUGCUGGUGCUGUCGUGUCAAGACUCGGGCUGCGGCCUUCCAGCGUCUCUCCACACUGCGAGCGGCACUCAAGGGCCGUCCUACUUCUCCCUCCUCGUGAGCUUUCUACUUCUCUUUCCGACUCAACUCCAUGACUCCAUGUUGAGACUUGAUCUGCGGCUACCCUCCCGUACCCUCCCCUCCCCUCCCCUCCCCUCCCCUCCCCUCCUCUUUCCUCCUCUCCCUUCCUCUCCCUUCUCCUCCCCUCCCCUCCCCUUCUUUCCACGCCCCUCCCUUUGCAUGCUCUUCCUUCCCCUUUCCUCCUCUUCCCUCCCCUCCCCUUCCCUCCCCUUCCCCCCUCGUUUCCCUCGCUCACUCGUCUUCUCUCAUGGUUUUCCUCACACAGCUCCCCACUCUCUCACAUUGUCUUCUCACACGCCCCAUCUCUUCCUACCCUGCUGGUGUGAGCGAUCCAUCUCCCUGUGCGCAUCUGGAACCACCACUGUUGCUACCGCUGGCAUGGCCAUGCGUGCAGGCAUAGGUGUUGGUGCUGGUGCAGGUAAUCGUGCUGGUAGUGUUCGUCUUGGUGGUGCGGCGGAUGAGGCGGUGACGCGGGCGUGGGUGGGGGGGCUGCGAGUGCUGGUGGUGGACGACACGCCCGUCAACCUCCUCGUGGCCCGCCGCUCCCUCGCCCGCUGGGGCGCCCUUGUGACCACCGCCUCUCGUGGGGAGGAGGCAGUUGAGUUAAUCGCUGCUGGAGUGGCGGAGGGGAGAGGGCAGGAGGAGGGGAGAGGCGAACGUGCUGUUGGGGAGGUGGCAAGAGGAGAGCAUGGGGCGAGAGGAGAGCAGGAGGCAAGAGGGCAGGAGGAGGCACGUGCAUCGUUGCAGCAUGGCUUCGACUUGGUUCUCAUGGACCUGCAGAUGCCGGGCAUGGACGGCUUUGCAGCAGCAGCAGCCAUACGAGCCCUUGAAAGGAGAGUGGAGUUUGAAUCAAUUUCACGGGCACAGCAAUCGCAGCAGCAGAGGCUGCAGCACACCCCUUCUGAUCUGCCCGUCACACCCCUACAAUUUUCAAGCCCUGCUGCUGCAGCAGCCGCCGCCGCCGCUGCUGCUGCUUCUGCUGCUGCUGCUGCUGGUGCGGCUGGUGUUGCCGCAACUGCUGAUGCUGCAACUGCUAAUGCUGCUUCUCCUGGUGCUGGGUGGCCCGUGUCUCUGCGGGUGCCCAUAGUGGCUCUGACGGCAGACGUGGAUCGCGGAGUGGUGCAGAGGUGUGCAGAGGGGGGGUUUGACGGUGUGCUGCAGAAGCCAGUGGAUGCCCACCUGCUCGCUGCCCAACUCUCCCAAGUGCACACCCAAAGCGCACUCCUGCGGGCUGUGUCACAGCCGACUGUCGGUCCAGCUAUGAACAGAUAUGACAGCUGCAGCAGACAGUGA